UUGACUUUUUGAGGUUAAAAAUAAAUUCACUGGAACUGCUGGAACCAAAAUCCCGAAACCCUCUCGUUCGUUGAAUUUUAUGUUCGGUUCGUACUUUAUUUGUUUCUAUCAGCCUUGCUUGUCAUAACAGUAUUUGCACUCAAUUAAUGUAUUGAUUUCCAGUUAUACGUAUCUCCUUCACAAUCGCGUUUUGGUCUGAGAUCUGUCGCUUCCACCAUGCUCCCUGUGAGAGGGUUGAUCUGUGCUGUUAAACAGAAUUCAAAUUCUCUGAAAUACCUGCAACUCAACCUCCUGCGACAUGGAAGCUACUUCACAUCUAAACUGGUCGGAGAUCCCAGUAAAUAUACAGAUUAUGAAAUUACAAAAAAUCCAGAGGAAUGGAAGUACGUUGAGAGGUUAUUUGUGAAACCCCGUAUUCCUACACCGAAACCAAAAGAUUCUUAUCCGUCAGGAUGGACACCGCAAACUGUUGACCCAGAAAAAUGCACUUGGUUUGUUCACCGCAACAAGGCUCACAUGAUGCCUGUUUAUUUGGAUAUAUCUGAACGUGGAAUGAGGAGACUGACAAAAAUUAAAAAGGUUGACGGUGAUAUCUGGGCGUUCUAUAAGGAGUUAAAACCAUGGCUGGAAAUGGUUAAUCCUGGAAAGAUACUUGGAAUCAAGGUGAAUGAAGUCCAGCAAGAGAUUUUAAUUCAUGGAGACCAUGUAAAUCAGUGUAGAAGGUUUUUGCUAGACCGAGGUUUUUAAGUUUCUAAGUAAUUGUAUUAAAGUUUGUACAGGAUGUAAAUAUUGCGCAGUCAAGGGAAUUUUUUUUAAAGCUCUGCAACUCAAAAAAUCUUGAUUUGAAAGAAAAAGAAUUGUUUCCCUGAUUAUUUUAUUUAAUUUUUUUUGUUUAACUAUUAUCAUUGGUUAUAUUUUUCUUACACAUUGUUAGAGCUUGGCAUUGAUUUAAAUAAAAUUGAGUCAAGCAGAAA
Messenger RNA from Bemisia tabaci, 974 nucleotides. It is a transcript of the gene mRpL49, whose product is annotated as mitochondrial ribosomal protein L49. Gene Ontology annotation, cellular component: mitochondrial large ribosomal subunit; ribosome. Gene Ontology annotation, molecular function: structural constituent of ribosome. Lineage: Eukaryota; Metazoa; Arthropoda; Insecta; Hemiptera; Aleyrodidae. Gene Ontology annotation, biological process: translation. The record is from RefSeq and is a predicted model, not a curated record.